AUGGGACGCAUCUCGCAUUUUCUCUUAUGCCUUACGUUCCUUCAAGGCGCCUUUGCGGCGACUCUCAUUGCCUCGCACUAUAGCGGGCAAUUGUACACGCUGAACUUAUCGUCAACAAACCAACUCACUAUUACGAACACAGUCAGCGCUGAGAAUCGCAUGCCAGCAUGGCUUGACUUUGACCCUGCGUCGAAGACCGUCUACAUUCCGGAUGAAGUACAACGGGGCCAGCCACUCCUGAAAAGCUUUUCUGUUGCAGCUGAUGGCAGUUUGACAUCGAAGGCGCAAGUUCAGACAGCUGGGGGCGAGCUUCAUAGUACGUUCUAUGGAUCUGGCAAUGGCUACAUCGCAACGGCACAAUACGAUGCAUCGACAAUUUCCACCUAUGGACUCCCGCUGGGCGGCACAAGUCAACCCUUGCAAACUUUGACAUUCACCAUGUCCCAGCCAGGACCGGUGCCAUCUCGGCAGGACAAACCUCACCCUCACUCAGUCUUUACGGAUCCCAGAGGGAAAUAUCUUCUUUCUGCUGACCUAGGAGCCGAUCUGAUUCGUGUCUUCAGCAUCGGAUCGUCAGGCAUUCUGACUCAAUGCACAUCUUUUUCGACUGGCUCCGGAGACGGACCCCGCCAUGGAGCGUUUAGAACACAGGGCAAUACAACAUUCCUGUUCACCGUCAACGAGUUAUCCAACUCUCUGACAUCUUGGUCGGUAACAUACCCGGCAACCGGUUGUCUUGUUCUUGCGAAGAAGCAGACCCUGUCCACAUUUCCUCCCGGAAAGGCUGCACCGGCUGGUUCGAAGGCAGCCGAAGUUCACGUCAAAGACAACUUCGUGUACACCUCGAACAGAAAUGACCAAUCUUUCGGGACACAGCAAGACUCGAUCACGGCUUUCUCGAUUGAUCCCUCGACAGGCCUGGUCACAUACCUUGAGACCACAAGUGCUUACUCAUUCUUCCCUCGAACAUUCUCGAUUAAUAAUGCCGGAACUAUGGUUGCCAUCGGUGGGCAGACGAGUGCCAACGUUGCGGUUGUGGAGAGAAACGCCACCUCGGGUAGACUUGGAAAGCUUCUUGCAACUCUCAAGGUUGGCAAUCCAGGGACUGUGAAUCAAGAAGAUGGUCUCAGCGCUGUGAUUUGGAACGAGUGA
Messenger RNA from Colletotrichum acutatum, 1152 nucleotides. Its product is annotated as Lactonase, 7-bladed beta-propeller-domain-containing protein. The record is from RefSeq and is a predicted model, not a curated record. Gene Ontology annotation, molecular function: protein binding; 6-phosphogluconolactonase activity. The coding region runs from base 1 to 1152 and encodes 383 amino acids. The transcript has 2 exons. Lineage: Eukaryota; Fungi; Ascomycota; Sordariomycetes; Glomerellales; Glomerellaceae.